CAUCUCUUUUCCAAAAUAUCUUCAGAAAAACCCUCUUUUUCUAACAAUAUGGAGAAGAAGAUCAGCAGAGGGCGUCAAAAGGUCGCAAUGGUGAAGAUGAGCAACGACAGCAACCUCCAAGUCACGUUCUCGAAGCGCCGUUCGGGACUCUUCAAAAAGGCCAGCGAACUCUGCACUCUCUGCGGCGCCGAGAUAGCCAUUGUCGUUUUCUCACCUGGAAGGAAAGUUUUCUCCUUCGGCCAUCCUUGCGUCGAGGCCGUCAUCGACAGGUUUCUCACCCGAAACCCGCCGGCACAUCAGAACUCCGGCACGAUGCAGCUCAUCGAAGCACACCGGAACGCCAGCGUCCGGGAACUGAACCUCCAGCUGACUCAGAUCACCAACCAACUGGAGGCGGAGAAGAAGCGGGGCGAAGAACUGAAUCGGAUGAGGAAAGUGAGCCAGGCGCAGUGCUGGUGGGAGUGUCCCAUCGAGGAGAUGGAGCUGGAGCAGCUGGAGCAGUUAAAGGCAUCCAUGGAAGAGCUGAAGAAGAAUGUGAGCAAGCAGGCUGACAGGGUUCUCAUUCAGAAUUCCAACCCUGUUGCUGCUCCCUUUUUCGCGGGGAGUUCUUCUUCGGGUCAAGGGGCGGCGAUGAUUACUUAUCCUUUCGAUGUUAAAAAUGGCGGAUUUGGUGGGAAUAUAAUGCCCAAUUUGAUGCCUCAUCAUCACCAUGCAUACAAUCUUGGUUAUGGCCGUGGUUUCUUCUGAAAAAGAAAAAUGGUUCUUUUUUAUUUUUAUUUUUUAAGCAUGUCUUUUAUAUAUUUUAUUUUAGUCCACACAAUGUCAAUAAAUAUAUAUAUAUAUAUAUAUAUAUAUAACUAUGGCAGGAAAUUGUUAUAAUUUAUUUGAUUUAGUGGUAUAUCCUUUUUUUUUUUUCCUU
Molecule: messenger RNA, 919 nt
Organism: Ziziphus jujuba (common jujube)
Lineage: Eukaryota; Viridiplantae; Streptophyta; Magnoliopsida; Rosales; Rhamnaceae
Product: agamous-like MADS-box protein AGL62
Exons: 1
Coding region: 49-747 (232 amino acids)
Biological process (GO): positive regulation of transcription by RNA polymerase II
Molecular function (GO): DNA-binding transcription factor activity, RNA polymerase II-specific; protein dimerization activity; RNA polymerase II cis-regulatory region sequence-specific DNA binding
Source: RefSeq, a predicted model, not a curated record